AUGAAUAUAAAAGAGUUUCGGAUUUUAUUUUUAUUUAAUAAAAAAUAUAGUUGUUUGUCGAAAAUAAAAUUAAAAGAAUUUCACAUAAAUUAUUGGGAUAAAUAUAAAAGAGAAUUAAAAACAAUGGAAAAUUUACAAAAUGCAAAAAAAAGACAAAAUACUUAUUGUGAUGGAGUUGAAAAUUUUGAUAUAAAUAAAAAGACUAGAUUAAUUUUACUUAAUAAUGAAACAAAAUUAAAUAGGAGUGUCACAACUGCUAACAUUGGAGAUAUUAAUACUAAGGAAAACCUUUUAAAAACUUUUAAAACAUGCAAUAAUUUUAAUUCAGGUUUGGAAAAUGACACACCAAAGGAAUUCCAAACUCAGCAAGACAACAUAGGUUUUGCUAAAAUUUCAAAGGAAGAAAAUGAAGUCAAAACGGAGUGUGAAAUAAAGACUGAAAUCCAAGAUACAAAGACCGAAGUUGGUUUGGAAGAAAGUGGUAGGGAAAAUGGAACUACCCUGAUAAAAGAGGAAAAUGGGGAAAAAAUAAGUGAUACCGUUUUAAAUGAUGUCAAAAAAAAUGAAUCACCUGAACAAGUCAGUCAAAAUGUAAAUGUAAUAGUAACUUGGAAUAUGAAUAGCAUAACAGUGAGAUAUAAGAAUAAAGAUAAAUGGAAAAAAUUUAUAAAAUUUAUUAACCAAAUAAAUGCAGAUGUUUUAUGUUUUCAAGAAGUUCGUUUACCUGCUUUAAAUAUUCCAAAAAAGGAAGAAGUAAAAGUAGAAGAUAAUAAAACAUAUGGUGGAAAAAAAAAUGAAAAAAAUGUUGAUGAAGAAAGAGAUAGAGGAUCUGUAAAAAAUACAGAUCAAAAAAGUUUGUUAGAUUAUAAUAUUGUUGAAGAUAUAUUAAAGAAAGAUUUUAAAGAAUAUAAUGCAUAUUUCAGUUUAGCAAAUAUAAAAUAUAGUGGUCAAUUAGUGUUAGUUAAAAAAAGUAUAAAAGUUAAAUCGGUACGAUAUAAUCUUUUAUUUGAUACAAAUCCUAAUAUACAUAAUGAAGAAGGCCGAAUAAUAUUACUUGAGUUUUCAAACUUUUAUUUAUUAUCUACAUACUCACCAAAUAAUGGAUUUGAUACAGUAAAAUUUAAAAGAAGAAGAUUAUUUGAUGAAAGAAUGAAAGAGUUUGUUUUAUUAAUGAAGAAUGAAAAUAAAAAUUUAAUUUGGACAGGAGAUUUAAAUAUUGCACCUGAAGAUAUAGAUUUAUCACAUCCUGUUGAAUUUAGAAAAAUGAAAAAAGGAAAUGUUCCUAAAGAAUAUAUUGGACAACCUGGUUGUACCGAUGCAGAACGAAAAAAUUUUAAAACAAUUUUAAAAAAUGGUGAUUUAGUAGAUUCAUAUAGAUAUUUUGAAAAUUAUAAAAUAAAAAAUGAUCCAACAUAUAAAAAAAAAACAAAUAUUAAUGAUAAUAUUUAUACAUGGCGAUGCCCAUUUCUUAUUGGCAAAUCAUGUAACAGGGCAAUGAGAAUAGACCAUUUCAUUGUUUCUAAGAGUUUACUUGAUAAAAUUGAAAAUAUAGAGAUACAUGGGUAUAGUGUUUCCCACACUAAUUUUUAUGGAUCCGAUCAUUGCCCUGUUAUUCUAAAUAUGAAGAAGUGA
Molecule: messenger RNA, 1632 nt
Organism: Plasmodium vinckei vinckei
Lineage: Eukaryota; Apicomplexa; Aconoidasida; Haemosporida; Plasmodiidae
Product: AP endonuclease (DNA-[apurinic or apyrimidinic site] lyase), putative
Exons: 1
Coding region: 1-1632 (543 amino acids)
Biological process (GO): base-excision repair
Cellular component (GO): nucleus
Molecular function (GO): double-stranded DNA 3'-5' DNA exonuclease activity; phosphoric diester hydrolase activity; DNA-(apurinic or apyrimidinic site) endonuclease activity
Source: RefSeq, a predicted model, not a curated record